Messenger RNA from Danio aesculapii, 2172 nucleotides. It is a transcript of the gene bend7, whose product is annotated as BEN domain containing 7. Bases 205 to 1506 code for a protein of 433 amino acids. Gene Ontology annotation, molecular function: DNA binding. Lineage: Eukaryota; Metazoa; Chordata; Actinopteri; Cypriniformes; Danionidae. The record is from RefSeq and is a predicted model, not a curated record. The transcript is spliced from 10 exons.
UGCAAACGCGUGCUGUCCAUCCUCCUCCUCCUCCUCACCAUCACCACCAUCAUCAUCAUCAGUCCAGAGAGACGAGCGAUUAUUAUUAUUAACGCUCAGGUUCGCUUCACUCAUCUGCUGGACUUAAUGAGUUUGUCAGUGAUUAAAGAGCCUGUGUGCUGAUGAAGCGGGCUGGAUCUGCCUCUUCACCGCUCUGCCCUUAAAAUGGAGUUUGUGGAGAGGAAGAGGAGCAGGAAAUCUCAGAGCUUUAAACUGGUGAAUGAUGCAGAUUUUAGUCAUGAACUGGAUGACGUGGAGGAGAAUGAUGCUGAAGCAGAAGCUCUGGAUGCUGCAGAGAGUGAAGUCUGGUUAGGAGAUGAAGGGAUGGAGAUCAAGAAACAGAUAACCGGUAUGAUGCGCUUGCUGAGUGAUAAGACAGGACGAGUGUACCAGCGAGUGGGACGAGAGGGAGAGACCCUCAAACAGGAGCCCCAAGAGGAGGCCCUCGGACAGCUUGGGACACAGAGCUCGACUCCUGAACAUCUGCAGUACAGCUGGAGCUCAGUCCUGCCUUUCCCUCACAGUCAGUACAGCACUCGCUCCAAAACACAGAGGAUGCUCAACCACUGCAAAACUAAUGACAUGGCCUUGCCCCCCGCGCCUGCUGCCAUGGCAACAGAGCCCAGCUGCUGUAUGUGCAACUGCAAGAGCACCCUGAAGGCCAUUCUGCUGGAGCUGCGCACCAUGAGGAAACUACUCCAAACUCAUAGAGGGCUCCAGGACAAACAGGGCCCCCACGUCUCGCUUUCCUCAUCUCGAACCUCCAUCUCCAGGAGGAGGAGCCGAAAGAGGAGGCUGGGUCACAGAGUGGCGCUUUUGGUCACGCCCACUAAGAGAGCCACGCCCCCCUCUCCACCAGCUGAUGCUGUGAAUGAGUGUGAUCAGUCCAGUGAGGACACACCCUCCGCUGUGGCUACAUUUAUACCAGACCACAUUCCUACUGUAAAGACAACUUCCCCUCACUACAGCGUCAGCAGAGGACAAAACAACACUGAGCCGGAGGUGCAGUUGGCCGAGGAUUAUGACGUAUUUAUUCCUAAAGCACAGUUGGACUCAAUCUUACUGAACUACACUCGCUCUGGCAGUCUGCUCUUCAGGAAGCUGGUGUGUGCUUUUUUUGAUGACACAACGCUGGCAAACUCACUGCCCAACGGCAAGAGGAAGAGAGGACUGAACGACACCAGGAAAGGACUCGAUCAGAACAUAGUCGGAGCCAUUAAAGUGUUCACAGAAAAGUAUUGCACUGCCAAUGGAAUUGAAAAGCUUCCUGGCCCAAGAGAUUGGGUGCAGAUUCUGCAAGACCAGAUUAAACUUGCCCGCCGACGCUUAAAAAGAGCAGAGACCACCUCGGACAGUAGUGAUAUCCAACACAAAACAGAAAAAGCUGUUGAUAAAGCGGAAACUGUGACACAAAAUGGUGCUGCUUUUGAGAGAACAGAAAGUCUAGUUGCUAUGGACACUGCCUGAGACGAGAUUGUUUUCAACAAAGUGCAACCUCCGACCCCCACAAAGGAGUCAUUUUUAAUUAUUUUGUCCGUCUAGACUGUAGCAUGUAUGGAGAGAUGUGGCUUUAAAGCACUCGCGGUCAGCUGUGAGAUCAGUAGGGCCCCUGCUGGCGUUCCAGACAACUGUAGACACACUUUUGUAACACAGGUACUCAUGUUUGAUUGUUUUAAAAGUGGGUCAUGCAGAUGUCACUGAGUGUCUUCUGUGAAUAUAUGGAAGUGUUUGUCGUUUUUCAGCUUCAUCCAAAUGCUUCGCCAACAAAUAUCGGCAGAAACGCUGAUAAAACAUGACUGUGCCUUUAAUUCACUCUGCCAUGCCAAGCCACAGACUGUGGAAGCUUGUUUCCAAUGAAAUAAAAAUGCAGAUUUAAUUAGUUUUAUUUCACAAUUAUGGCUUAAUUUACAGCAGUUCUGAGAAAAAAAGUGAGAAUUGUUUGAUAUAAAUUCAUUAUUAUAAGGAACAAAAUUCAAAAUUGCAUGAUGAAUAAACUUUUAAAACUACAGGCUCAUUGUGAAAACUUACCCCCUUGUACAUUUCUGGAGAGCACAAAUUAUGUAGCCAGAACAAUUUAUGGCUGCGUAUCAUCUUAAAUGGAACGAUAUGGGGUGGUAUGACACCGCUGCCUAC